GUCACUGUCUCGAUUCUCUGUCAUUGGACAUUUUUGUUUUGCUGUGUUUUCGAAUCAAGAAAAAAUUGUUUUCCAUUGAAAUAAUAACAUUUAAAAAUUAAUAAAAUCAAAUAUUGCUAAAAUGGAUGAUCCACUAAGACCCAAGGCAAUUCCAUUAGCCGCUGAAACAGUUCUAUGGUUUGAAUUCCUCCUCGAUCCAAAUUUAUUAACAAAACAUCUUCGCAAACCUAAUGCCGAACCCAGUCCAAUGGACCUUAUCAAUCAAUUCAUUGCAAUGUCACCAGAAAUGCAACAAAUAUCUCAAAUAGAUCUCGUCGGAGAUUCCACUGACAUACUCCGUGGAAUUCCAAUUACUCCUGGUACAGGAAGUGUUAUCCCAUCGGUAGACACUAUUCGUCUCACAAGGAAACAGUUUGCUUUAAAGAUACUUACCUUAAAAGUUGCUACAUUCCUUCGAUGGGAUUUGGAUCUCUUUGAAAAAAACCUCACAAACAUCAAGCAAGUUUCUCUCCUGAGAGAUUUAUGCACUAUAAGCUUCGGAAAGCCAGUUCCAAUACCCAUUCCUUCAGAUUUUAACACAACAGUUGCCCCGGAAGGCAAUGAAAAAGCAGCAAAGUUUGCUCUGGCAAUCUACCAUCGUUGGGUUCUUCGUCUGCAAAUCAUCAAAGACAUUGCAAAUAAGGCCUUGAGACCACAACUCCACAACAAUUUUGUUCCCAUUGAGCCAAUGCAUCCUCAUUUCGGAGCAGACAUUCCAACCGAACCCAGCAUCGAAUAUCUGAAACAACUAUGUCAAUCUUCCGAGUCAUUCUAUGUCUGUACCCAUGACACCUUCGUUCUGAUUCAUCCCAAUUCCGAGACCAAUUCUCAGAAUUUUGAAGGAAUGAAACAAAUCUCCCCAGCUGAGCUGAGAACUCAAAUCUUCUUUGACUUUGUCAACUUCUAUCUAUACACAAAACAAUAUCGCAAAGCCCAAGAAGCAGUUAUUGAGUGUCGGAAGAAUCUCUUGGAGAUGAAGUCCGAAUACAAUAAAAGGGCAAAAGCCGAGUUUAUUUUUUGUCAUUUAGAUGAAACCGAAUUGGAGGGAUAUCUGAUGGCUUGUGGAGUCAGUGAUCGGCUAGUAUCGCUAAUGGAAAAGUUUAGUGCUUCAAUAUUGAAUAACUAUAAGGACAUCAUUGAAAUCCUUAAGGCUGAUAAUAAGUUUCGAGAAAUUCCCAUUGUCAAUCGAAGAAUUCUGGAGUUGGACAUUGAAGGAGCAAUUUCGCAAGGUCUUCUCAAAGAAACUCGUGAAUUGGAGAUGAAAGUUGCAGCUCUUAAUGUCGUUCGAUGUAUUUUUGAGGAUGGAAAUAUUUUUGGCAGUGUAGAUUUCUUUGAUAAAUACAGAAACUUUAAUUGCUUUACAGCUUUAGCUGAUGGAAUUUUUGACAUCCUCCCUCACUGUUCCCUCGGAGAUCGAAAUAAAGUCAAAGAAUUUCUAGUUGACUGCAUUUUGAAACAUGCCAAUGGAAAACAUCUGCUUCAAAUCGUCGAAUCCAUUGGUUUGUUCUCGAAUUUGGAAAUUGAAGAUCUCAAGAGGCAGAUAACAGAGGAAGAAAUCUUCGUACCAAUGCUGGCCAUACAAACCGAUUGGAAGAUAACAGCCAGAAACCGAGUGGACCCUGCAGCAGUGGAUCGUAUUGAAGUUGGGUCGUUAGAGAGACAAUUGAUAUCCUGUUCAAAUGCGAAUGCAGUCCGCAAGAUAUUAGUCAAACUUGCUGCCACAAAUCCAACGAAACCGCUGUUCACUGUGAAUCCAAGCUGGCAAAUACCAACUCCUAUAAAUUCUCUCCUCAUGUCGAUGCCAAGAGGAUUUCUACAAGAUUUUGCUUAUGUUCUACUUGGAAAAGCCCGAGAAAUGGCUGCAAAGAAUGACUACGUAGGAGCUGUCUCUAUGUUGAGUGUCCUCAAAUCAGAGACUCAACGUCAAGAACUAUCAAACACAUCGUCUGUUGCAAAGUUAGGCAAACUUGUAAAUUGGGAAAUUCUUCUUAUACAAAUCUGUCAGUGCCUAGAGGAGUGGAACAAGAAGACCUUGGACCUGCAAUCUCUUGGUAAUCGAUGCAAACAAUGCUUGAGUUCUUUACAGAGUGGCGAUAACAUUAUACCCAGGAUAGAAAUCAUUGACCAUUGCGCCAUAAUGCUUCUAAAUCUCAGUGAAUGGUCAGCCCUGAUGUUCCUAGACAAACGAUUGCCUCACCUCGAACUGCCACUAGCAUUUGCCACAACUUUCCUUGACAUGGAAAAAAUGAAGGGAACAAAGAAGGCUUGUCGAGAUGCUUGGGAUAUUGUGCUGCCGAUGUUUAGCAAUCAAAACAAACGAGGAGGUGGUGGUAAUUCAAGGAACUCUCCCAAUCUCGCAGUCAAUUCCGGACUGCAACCAUUUUUGAAAAGAAUUCGAGAUCAGGGCUUAUUUUCGUUGGUUAUUUCAUUGCUUGGUAAGAUUCACAAUAUACUCAAAGACGAUGCUAACUAUGAGCUGAAUGGAGAGUACAUACAAUUGUGGCCAACAAGUAUUAGCAAUCCUCUGGGUUAUAGCAUCCGUUCAGUAUCGGAAACACUCAAUUGGCUCCUCAAAGAAGCUCUCAAAUACUAUCCACAAGCGAUCACGUGGUUAAAGAUGAAAGGUGAUGUAGAAUUGGCGAUUGGUAACAAUGAAGCAGCAAUGAGGUGCUAUGUGAAUGCUCUGAUCACCGGAACUGAAUAUUGUACAUUGCCGUUGCAACGAAUGAUCGCUGAUGAUUUUGUGAUACGGAAAAUGAUCAGAUGUUGUUCAAAUCUGGGUUGUUAUAUGCAAGCGGCUGUGUUGUGUCAGUUCCUUGAUGAAAUCGAUUAUAGUUUGGCAUUUAAGAAUCUUACUGAGAAAUCAUCGAAUUUCACUGAUGCCAUGGAUGCUUAUUAUGGUUGUAUAUGGGAUACAACGCUGUUGGAGUUUAUUGUGAACUUACAUGCAAAGAAGGGCGAAAAUACGAGAAAACUCGAAGCGAUAGCGGUUAUGAGUACACUAGAACUAAAUGCCAACAAUAAUGACGAAAUUAAGAGGGAAGCAGCUGCCAUCAGGAAAUCAAAGUUUCUAAGGGCUCUUGCAAAGCAGUAUUUGCUUUAAAUAAUUUUAAUAGCGUAUAGGUACUUAUUGUUAGAUGUUUUACUAUUUUGCUUUAAGAAAUAAACUAACAAA
Molecule: messenger RNA, 3214 nt
Organism: Eupeodes corollae
Lineage: Eukaryota; Metazoa; Arthropoda; Insecta; Diptera; Syrphidae
Gene: IntS8
Product: integrator complex subunit 8
Exons: 14
Coding region: 122-3142 (1006 amino acids)
Biological process (GO): snRNA 3'-end processing
Cellular component (GO): integrator complex
Source: RefSeq, a predicted model, not a curated record